This is a messenger RNA of Anopheles coustani, 4746 nucleotides long. RefSeq names its product RNA helicase aquarius. Gene Ontology annotation, cellular component: catalytic step 2 spliceosome. The record is from RefSeq and is a predicted model, not a curated record. The transcript has 5 exons. Bases 1 to 4590 code for a protein of 1529 amino acids. Gene Ontology annotation, molecular function: helicase activity; mRNA binding. Gene Ontology annotation, biological process: mRNA splicing, via spliceosome. Lineage: Eukaryota; Metazoa; Arthropoda; Insecta; Diptera; Culicidae.
AUGGCUCCACAGGAUGAGGUGCAAACUCAGGACAAACCUAUGCCCAAAGGCGCGCUUACACUGUCGCAAAUCAACGCGGAUGAAAUCACUUUCCUGGCCAAUCGUUUUUGGGCUCCGGAUACGGCCAACGUCCAUGAGCCCUACAACCCGCAAAUAAUAGAAGAUGUGUAUCGGAAAGAAAUUUGCGAUACGCGUCACUCCUUGCGGCGCAUCAUGAUGCUGGAGUUUAGUCAGUACCUGGAGAACUAUCUGUGGCCGAAUUUCGACGGCGAGCAGUCCAGCCGAGCCCAUCUGAUGUCGAUUGUCGCGAUGGUGAAUGAAAAGUUUCGGGAAAAAGUGGAAGUGUGGAAAGUGUUCGAAGGGAACGCGGAUCGGUUCGCCGUUUUUUUCCAGCGUGUGCUGGAGGCGUGCGUCGAAGAACGACCCAUCACGGCGGGAAUCAUGCGUGAGCAAACGGCCCUGCUCGUGUUUCUUAACCACUGCUUCAACAGCAUGGAGGUGGAACUGUGCCGGAAUCAGGCGAAGCGGUUAGUUUCUCUAGCCAUGUGGUCCUGCCUGCAGCCCCGAAGACGGGAGCAAGAGUUGAAUCAAAUCCCCGAAUGGCGCAAGUUCUGGAAGAAGCUGCAAAAGCGAGAGAAACCGGAGCAAAAAGCCAAGCUCAACUGGGAACGUCAUUUUUUGCAAAAUCUCAUGAUUAAAUUCAUUCGCAUUCUCGAAAGCAUUCCCGCCGACGGGCCCGUGUGUGAGGAAUCCGUGCGCUACUGUGAACGGUUUGUGGAGUUUUUAAUCGACUUGGAAGCGCUACUGCCCACGAGAAGAUUUUUUAACACCGUCAUGGACGACUGUCAUGUUGUGGUGAGAUGUUCAAUAUCCUCAUUGGUGAUGCGCGAAGAAGGACAUCUUUUCUCCCAGCUUUUGGACAUGCUCAAGUUUUACGCACGCUUCGAGAUAAACGAUGAAACCGGUGAUCCGCUCACCGAUCACGACAUGACGCAGCUCCACUACGCCAAGAUCAAGUCGCUCCAGAAGGCGGCGUUCGCCAAGUUCCCCAACCUGCGCCAGUUUGCGCUCUCGAACGUGGCCAACGUCGACACGCGUGCCUCGCUCGAGAAGCACUUCGGUGCCCUGGACUGCGGCAGCCUGCGCGAGAUCGCCUGCUACCUCAACCUGGUGCCGGACGAGCUGCAGCCACCGUUCGAAUGGCACCGGGUGGACGAGAAAUUCCUUCGGGAGCUGCUCAUUUCGCGGCACGAGCGGCGCGUGUCGCAGCUGGAGUCCCUGAACGAGAUGCCGCUCUAUCCGACCGAGGACAUCAUCUGGAACGAGAACGUCGUCCCGACGGAGUUUUACUCGGGCGAAGGGUGCCUGGCGCUGCCGAAGUUGAACCUGCAGUUCCUCACGCUGCACGACUAUCUGCUGCGGAAUUUCAAUCUUUUUCGGCUCGAAUCGACGUAUGAGAUUCGCCAGGAUAUCGAGGACGCCGUAAGCCGUAUGCUUCCCUGGCAGUCGGAAGAUGGGGACGCGGUGUUCGGAGGAUGGGCCCGCAUGGCACUACCAAUCCAAUCGUUUGCCGUGGUGGAGGUUUCGAAGCCGCACAUCGGCGAGAAAAAGCCAUCGCGUGUCCGGGCGGACGUCAGCGUAACGCUGAACGUGCGCAAGGAGGUGCAGGAGGAGUGGGAAAACCUUCGCAAGCACGACGUCUGCUUCCUGAUAACCGUGCGCCCCACGCGCCCCAUCGGCACCAAGUACGACUAUCGGGAGCACUUCGUGCCACAGGUCGGCCUGGUGCACGUACGGGGCUGCGAAAUCGAGGGCAUGUUGGACGCGAACGGGCGUGUGAUUGAGGAUGGGCUUGAGCAGCGACCGCAGCUGUCCGGUGAGCAGCGUACGUUCCGCGUGUGGCUCGAUUCGAAUCAGUACCGGGUGGAUAUGGAUGCGACGUUGCGGCAGGAAGGCGACGACGGUGGAGAGGACGUGUAUGAGGGUUUUAACAUCAUCAUGCGGCGCAAGCCGAAGGAGAAUAAUUUCAAGGCGGUACUGGAGACGAUCCGCCAUCUUAUGAACACGGAGUGUGUCGUGCCGCCCUGGUUGCACGAUAUCCUGCUCGGGUACGGCGACCCCGGUGCGGCCCACUAUAGCCGUAUGUCUGACCAAGCGCGGGUGCUUGAUUUCAACGAUACGUUCCUCGACUAUGAGCACGUGGCCGGUAGUUUCCCCGGGUAUGAGAUGGUACCGGUCGGAGUUGAGCCAUCGUCGCCGGAGAGCACACUGAAGCCACCAUUCCGGCUGACUUACGAGGAUGUCCCGGAGGAGGACGAUUCCGAUGAGGAGGAAAAGGGUGAGGAGGAAAAAGAACUACCGAAGCGUAUCCGUGUCGAAUCGUACCGCAUUCCACGCCGUGGCCCAUACAAAUACAACGAGCCUAAGAAGAACGCUAUCCGCUUCACACCGACCCAGAUCGAAGCGAUCCGUGCGGGUAUGCAACCGGGGCUGACGCUUGUCGUCGGUCCACCCGGUACGGGUAAAACGGACGUGGCCGUGCAGAUCAUUUCCAACCUGUACCACAACCAUCCGCAGCAGCGCACGCUCAUCGUGACACACUCCAAUCAGGCGCUUAAUCAGUUGUUCGAGAAAAUCAUGGCACUCGACAUCGACGAACGGCAUCUGCUGCGUCUUGGUCACGGCGAGGAGUCACUCGAGACGGAAAAGGACUACAGCCGGUACGGGCGCGUCAAUUACGUCCUUUCGAAGCGUAUCGAUUUGCUUGGGCAAGUCGGGCGGCUUCAGGAAUCGCUCGGCGUGACCGGUGAUGUGGCGUACACUUGUGAAACGGCUGGUCAUUUCUAUCUCUACCACGUGGUCGCCCGGUGGGAAAAGUUUCUUAACGAUUUCGAACGUCCGACCGCGGAAGAGGAAGCUGCUCGGGCCCGGUUCGAGGAGCAGUUUCCAUUUACACGCUUCUUCAAGGACGCCCCUCAGCCGCUUUUCGGCGGUGAGACGUACGAAGAAAAUAUGGAGAUUGCCCACAGCUGCUUCCGGUACAUUUCCCACCUCUUCACCGAGCUGGAAGAGUUCCGGGCAUUCGAAUUGCUCCGCAGUGGGCUUGAUCGGAGCAAGUAUCUGCUGGUGAAGGAGGCAAAAAUUAUCGCCAUGACGUGUACCCACGCUGCGCUGAAGAGGAAGGAACUGGUCACGAUGGGCUUCAAGUACGACAACAUCCUGAUGGAGGAGGCGGCGCAGAUCCUUGAGAUUGAAACGUUCAUUCCGCUGCUAUUGCAGAACCCGCUCGAUGGGUACAAUCGGUUGAAGCGUUGGAUCAUGAUCGGCGAUCACCAUCAGCUGCCGCCGGUCAUCAAGAACAUGGCGUUCCAGAAGUACUCCAACAUGGAGCAAUCGUUGUUUACGCGCCUGGUGCGACUCGGCGUACCGACGAUCGAUCUCGAUGGGCAGGGUCGUGCGCGUUCGAGCAUCUGCGAGCUGUACAAGUGGCGCUACAGUACGCUCGGUGACCUGGCACACGUGCACCGGUGGCCGGAGUACUGCCGGGCCAAUGCCGGGUUCGCCUUCGAGUACCAGCUGGUCAACGUGGAGGACUUCAAUGGGGUGGGCGAGUCGGAACCGAACCCAUACUUCUACCAGAACCUUGCCGAGGCCGAGUACGUGGUGGCGGUGUUUAUGUACAUGCGCUUGCUUGGCUACCCGGCCGAGAAGAUUUCGAUCCUCACGACAUACAAUGGCCAGAAGCAUCUGAUAAGGGAUGUCAUUGAGUCGCGUUGUGCCACCAAUCCGAUGUUCGGCAAGCCACACAAGGUGACGACGGUGGACAAGUACCAGGGUCAGCAGAACGAUUACAUACUGCUGUCGUUGGUGCGUACGAAAACGAUCGGUCACAUUCGGGACGUACGGCGUCUGGUGGUUGCGAUGAGUCGUGCCCGCCUUGGGCUGUACAUCUUUGGCCGGGUGGCAUUGUUUAAGAACUGUGUCGAGCUGCAACCCGCGUUCCGGUUGCUGAUGAACCGACCGCUGCAGCUGCAGCUGUACGCGAAGGAAACGUAUCCUUGCGAGAGGCGUCUUUCGGGUGCCGAAGCUACCAAAUCGGACGAAGAACCGGAAACAAUCAAGGAUAUGACCGAGAUGGCACAGUUUGUCUAUCAGUUCUACAUGCGCAAGGUGAACGUCAUACGGGAUGAAAUGGAAAAAAUGAAAGAACUCUACGAAAAGCAACGCCAAGAGCAGCAGGAGAAAAUGGACGAGCAGGUGAAGCAGUCCGACGCGGAAGCACUGGAAGCCGAAAAGCGAAAGCAACAGUUGGCCGCCGCCGCAAAGAAAGACUUUGCCCCGACUCCGAUCCGCAACGAGCUGACAGAACCGGAACCGGUGGUUAAUGAACGUCCACGUCGGGGUAAGAAGAGGCCAGUUGAUGGGGACGAAAAGGAGGAAACUGUAGCAGAGCAGCAAGAGGAAGAAGCGGUCGCAGUGGAUGAGGAAAAGCCUGUCAAAGAUCAAGAAGUGGAAGCCAUGGAGACCGGAACAGAAGAGGAAAGGAAUUCGGAGGAACCGGCUGCCGCUGUAGCAGAAACGGAGGAUUAAUUCCCAACUAAUGGUUAAAAGAUAGAAAACAAGAGGGGAAGACUUUUUAAUAAGAAUAAAUCAGCGUAACGUAAUGAUGAGGACAUUAUGUUAGUACCACUAAAACAACGUGCACAAUGAAAUGAAAUAAAUAAAGCACCCGACAUUUAAUACAAU